CUUCACUGCCCCUCCCCUCUUCCUCGAGAAAACAACAAUCAAGAACACCUCAACCAACAAAGCUACCGGGUACAAUGGGCAAAAAAAGAGUCCUCGUAGGAUACGGCGUCGACAUUGACGCCGUCGCUGGCUGGCUAGGAUCCUACGGCGGCGAUGACAGCGCGAAUGACAUCAGUCGAGGGAUCUGGGCCGGCACAAUCGGCACCCGUCGCCUCCUCAAACUCUUCGACAAAUACAACAUCAAAGCCACGUGGUUCAUCCCCGGCCACUCCCUCGAGACUUUCCCCGAGGAAUGCGCCAUGGUGCGCGACAAGGGCCACGAGAUCGGACUGCACGGCUACUCGCACGAGAACCCCUCGGACAUGACCAUCGAGCAGCAGCGCGACGUCCUAGACAAGACCUACAAGCUGCUCACCGAGUUCUGCGGGAAGCCUCCCAGGGGCUCCGUAGCACCGUGGUGGGAGACCAGCGUCGAGGGGUGCGAGCUGCUCCUCUCGUACGGCAUCGAAUACGACCAUUCCAUGUCGCAUGAGGAUUGCCAGAUGUACUGGCUUCGGACGGGCGAUGAGUGGACUAAGAUCGAUUACAGCAAGAGGGCGGAGGAGUGGAUGAAGCCGCUUGUCAAGGGGAAGUAUACGGGUCUCGUGGAGAUUCCUGGGAAUUGGUAUAUCGAUGACUUGCCGCCGAUGAUGUUUAUUAAGAAAUCGCAGAAUAGCCAUGGGUGGGUGAAUCCGAGGGAUAUUGAGGAUAUUUGGAAGGACCACUUCGAUUACUUCUACAGGGAAUACGAUGAAUUCAUCUUCCCCAUGACCAUUCACCCGGAUGUCUCUGGACGUCCUCAUGUUCUUCUCAUGCAUGAAAGAAUCAUCGAAUACAUCAACCAACACGAAGGCGUCGAAUGGGUAACUAUGGCCGAGAUGGCGGAUGAGUUCAAGCGCAAGAACAAGCCCCCGGAGGGCGCCAUGAUGCCCGCUCCUCCAGGCGAGAUCCUGAAGAAGCAGGCUAGUUGAUAAGUAGAUUAAUAGUUGACUUCAAUAUCAAUCAACUUUGACACAUCCAUGAUA
Monascus purpureus is the source of this 1064-nucleotide messenger RNA. The record is from the annotation of a GenBank genome assembly. Lineage: Eukaryota; Fungi; Ascomycota; Eurotiomycetes; Eurotiales; Aspergillaceae.